This is a messenger RNA of Saccostrea cuccullata (small rock oyster), 1269 nucleotides long. Its product is annotated as trans-L-3-hydroxyproline dehydratase-like. The coding region runs from base 1 to 1020 and encodes 339 amino acids. The record is from RefSeq and is a predicted model, not a curated record. The transcript is spliced from 4 exons. Gene Ontology annotation, molecular function: hydro-lyase activity. Lineage: Eukaryota; Metazoa; Mollusca; Bivalvia; Ostreida; Ostreidae.
AUGCCUCUUGUUUAUCCUGUGUCGAUAUCCACAACCGACAUGCACACUGGUGGAGAACCUUUAAGAAUCAUAGAAAAAGGAUACCCAGAAAUCAAAGGUCGAACACUUCUGGACAAAAUUAACUAUCUGAAAAGCGACUUGGACGAGUACCGGAAAUUGGUAAUGUGGGAACCUCGGGGACACUAUGACAUGUAUGGAGCGCUGCUCGUGCCUUCGGAUACAGAAAGGUGUGAUUUUGCUUCAAUCUUUAUUCAUAACGAGGGAUACUCCACAAUGUGUGGGCACGCUGUGAUUGCACUAGGACGUUAUGCCAUAGAAAAGGGGCUCGUAAAAAACGUCACUGUUCCAGAGACUCAGAUAAAUAUUCAAUGUCCUUGUGGGCCGGUGGCUGCUUACGUCACAUAUGAUGGGAGGAAUACGGGCGCUGUGAGGUUCCAAAGUGUGCCUUGCUUCGUCUUUAAACCAGAUCUGAGCGUGGAUGUUCCUGGCUUCGGUAAAAUAACGGUGGACAUUGUGUAUGGAGGAGCUUUCUAUGCUAUUUUGUCAGCUGGACAAUAUGGUCUGGACGUCAGGAACUCACGAGUGUCCGAGCUGAGGGCAGCGGCUGGAGCCACGACAGAAAUUUUGAGAGGGCAGCUGUUGCUGGAUCACCCCGAGACUGAAGGCGUGUCUUUUCUGUAUGGUACGAUUCUAACGGACGGAAAUGAUGACCAUUCAGAUGAAAUAACAGACACUAUGUGUGUUUUCGCCGAGAGAGAGGUAGAUAGAUCCCCGUGUGGGUCAGGGACAUCUGCUAGAGUCGCUCUUCAAUACUAUAAAAAUAAAAUCAAGCUUGGUCAACCCAGGACAUUUCGUGGACCUUCUGGAGAGGUAUUCACGGCAAAAGUCGUCAAGGAGGUCAGCUGUGGAAAUCACAAGGCCGUGGUCACUGAGGUGAAAGGUCAAGGUUACUUCUGUGGAAACUCUACAUUUACACUGGAAGAAAGUGACGCUGUGGGCAGAGGAUUUUUAUUAAAAUAAUCACCGUGUCUUGUCCACGGCUUGAAUCAAUUGGAAGGUUACACAAAUUGUAAGGAAAGUAAAACAGUAAAUUUUAAAGGUUUUAUUAUAAACUGCUUUCGGAAGAAUGGAUGUAAUGUUUGUGAAAUAAAUGAUUAUAGAAGUACAAAUCAUGAAUAUAACCAUUCUGGACCAAAAGUUUCCUGCACCAUUAAAUGUUCUUAUGAAAUAUUUGUGUGAAAGAUAUAACCCUCAACAAUAUUUGUGUAA